GCAACUGAUAAAGAAUCUAAGAGUGAAAAGCUGAUUGUUCGAGGAUAUAAACGUUGUCAUUUUCACGGUGACAUUUUCGAGGAGACGGAAAAUGCCCUCGGAACGGCAUUCAAGUUGAAAUGUCUGGGCGGUGGUCGUAUCAAACAUGAACCGGAAUCGAGCGAAAUACUCGUCUAUGGCUACUCUCAGGGUUACGGUCCAGCAGAUCACCAAAAAACUGUCGAUAUACUCAAAACGAAAUAUCCAUCUUAUAAGAUAACAUUCUCAAACGAAGGUUACUGA
Anisakis simplex (herring worm) is the source of this 282-nucleotide messenger RNA. The record is from the annotation of a GenBank genome assembly. NCBI's taxonomy places the organism in Eukaryota, Metazoa, Nematoda, Chromadorea, Rhabditida, Anisakidae.